Molecule: messenger RNA, 6613 nt
Organism: Chroicocephalus ridibundus (black-headed gull)
Lineage: Eukaryota; Metazoa; Chordata; Aves; Charadriiformes; Laridae
Gene: TACC1
Product: transforming acidic coiled-coil containing protein 1
Exons: 14
Coding region: 133-2550 (805 amino acids)
Biological process (GO): cerebral cortex development; cell population proliferation; mitotic spindle organization
Cellular component (GO): cytoplasm
Source: RefSeq, a predicted model, not a curated record
GCGGGGGCGGGCGCUCUCCCCGCCGCCAGUCGUACGGUCCGGGGGAGGCCCUUGGCGGCGGCGGGGGCGGCGCGGCCGCGGCGAGCCCGGCGGGGAGCGGAGCGGGGAGCGGGGCCGAGCUCCGGCGGGCCGAUGGCGUUCAGCGCCUGGCAGAUCCUCUCGCCGGUGCAGUGGGCCCGGUGGACCUGGUCGGCGGUGCGGGGCGGGGGCGGCCCCGAAGGGGGGGACGGCGGGGCGGCGGCGGAGGAAGACUCGCCGGCUCUCGGCUUCAGCUCGGACUCCGAAGGUAAUUUUGAGACCCCUGAAGCAGAAACGCCGACCUGCUCGCCGGUAAAGGAGUUCUGCGAGCCACCGCCACCGGGAUCGCCGGAGCCUGAGGCCGGGACCCAAGAGCCCGGUGGCCAUGGUGACCUGCUGGUAGGGGAAGCCGACCAGGACAGCUCGCCUGGGAAGCCCCCCAAAGAUGAGGCUCAACCAGAGACCGGAGCCCCUAAAGCCAACUCGGAUACUAAAGGGGAACCUGACCCUGCAGACGCGUCCCUGACACAGUCGCCGGCCGGACCCCAGCCCCCGGCCGGACCCCAGCCCCCAGCCACGCUGGGAAGCGGGGCUGGCACUGGCUGCACCGCCGUGCCCGCUGCAGAGCCAGCCCCGGUGCCCCAUGCCGGCAGAGCUGCCCGGGAGCGCGUCAUGUCAGGAGAGGAUGCGGCUGACGCCGGCACGGGGCUGGUGGAGCCGAGGGCUGGUGCUCUGGCCCGGGAGAGCUCACCCAGCCGGGGCCAGCUCGGGAAGGAGAAACCCCCUUCGCUGGGGAGGAAGAUGGAAGAAACCACAGAGGAGACCCCGCUGCCCCGAGCAUCCUACCAGUUCGACCCCGAGCAGUACGACGAGAGUGUAAACCCCUUCGUGGCCGGGGGCUGCCGGCUGCAGAGCUCCCCCCCAGCAGCCCCGCGCCACCUCUCCCAGCCCAGCGGCACCCCUGGGGACCUGGGCGGGGACCUGGCCCUGGAGCCCAAGGAGCAGGUCCCGAAACCUGAGGUCGAUGGUACGGAGGGGAGGGAGAGCCCCGAGGCCAGGAGAGCUACGCCAAGGAAGGGCAGCAGGAUCCCGGCCAGCAAGCUGACGCCGAAGAGACACCGAGAGUCCCCCAAGAAACCAGCCGAGGACGCGGAGAGGGGUCCCACGGAGCCGCCGCCUCCCCGGGGCUCCCCCCGGCUGGGUCCCGCGCUCUGGGACAGCCCGGGGCUCAACCCGCUGCAGCACUCGCCGACGCUCCCCAAGGGCUCUUACCAGUUCGACCCCAAUAACUUUGACUCCGUGGAUCCCUUCAAGCCCACCAAGACCCUCGCCAGCACCGCCCCCGACUCCUGCCCCGCCGCCGAGAACAGCCUCAACGAAAUCCUCGAGUCCCAGACGCUGGAGGUGCAGGACGAUCUCGCGAAAGGCAGAGACUCCCCGCAGAAGCCCAAGUCGCGCCUGAUAACGACUACUGAACAAGUGAAAUUUCUCUGUUUUCUGUUGAGCGGCUGCAAGGUGAAGCACUACGAGACGCAGUCCCUGGCCCUGGACGUUGGCGCUCAGGAUGAAGGAGCGUUGAUCUCAGAAAUCCCAGAUAUUGCAAAUCGGGACGGACAUGCCACUGAUGAGGAGAAGCUGGCCUCCACCACCUCCGCGCAGAAACCGGCCGGGCUGGAGAAGAAGGGUGAGCCAGAAGAUGACCUGGAGUACUUUGAGUGCUCCAACGUUCCCGUGCCGGCGGUGAAGCAGGGCACGGAGGCAGGUUUUGAAGAGGAGAUCUCCAAGCAGACGGAAAAGGAUGGGCCCGGCAUCUUCCCUGGCAAUCCGGGGCUGUGCUCCAUGGACAAGCCCCCCACGGCUGUCACCGGCGUGAGCAGGAGCGAGAGUCCCCUGGACGGCAUCUGCCUCAGUGAAUGCGAGAAGACGGCCGUGCUCACGCUCAUCAGAGAGGAGAUAAUCACAAAGGAGAUCGAAGCCAACGCGUGGAAGAAGAAGUAUGAAGAGAGCCGCCAGGAGGUCCUGGAGAUGAGGAAAAUCGUGGCUGAGUAUGAGAAGACCAUUGCGCAGAUGAUAGAGGAUGAGCAGAGGACAAACAUGACGUCUCAGAAGAACCUGCAGCAGCUCACGAUGGAAAAGGACCAGGCUCUGGCAGACCUAAACUCGGUGGAGAGGUCCCUGUCGGAUCUCUUCAGGAGAUAUGAAAACCUGAAGGGCGUCCUAGAAGGCUUUAAGAAGAAUGAAGAAGCUCUGAAGAAGUGUGCCCAAGAUUACUUAACCCGCGUCAAGCAAGAGGAGCAGCGGUAUCAGGCCCUGAAAAUCCACGCAGAAGAAAAAUUAGACAAAGCCAACGAGGAGAUCGCCCAGGUGCGCACCAAGGCCAAAGCAGAGAGCGCGGCGCUGCAUGCCGGGCUGCGCAAGGAGCAGAUGAAGGUGGAGUCCCUGGAGAGAGCCCUGCAGCAGAAGAACCAGGAGAUUGAGGAGCUGACCAAGAUCUGCGACGAGCUGAUAGCGAAGCUGGGGAAGACAGACUGAGCCUCGCCGCCCCUCGCCCAGCGCCCUGCACUUGGCCGCUUUUCUCCUGACGCCGAGCACCUUGCCUUACCGCCCGGGGACCCCGACAGAGAAGCACACGCGUCCGGACGCCUGCUCCGCCUGGCUGCUGGUCCCCGCGCUGUCCCCGGGCAGAGCCGAGCCGGUCCCCGCGCUGUCCCCGGGCAGAGCCGGUCCCCACGCUCCCCCGUCUCUCCCCAGGGCCUCUGGGAUGGGUUCCCUGCGGCCGGGCUGGCUGUGCAUGUCCCUCCUGCGGUCCACAGCAAGUGGCCACCACGCUGUCCCUCUGCACGGAUGUCACCUCUCAGCUGGGAGGUGACACCCCGGGCUCUGUCCCCACCUCGGCUGGGCUGGGUUGGGUCUAGUUGUGCCCCUACGCGCUCUGUCACUUAUUGUCCUCACGUGUUCCUUUGCACAGGUCCUGCCCCGAGACGUGGGCGAUGCAGGGGUUGGAGCCGCUGGCUCUUGCACUGGGGAAGGGGAGCUGGCACGUGGGUGCACGGCGAAGGGGCUCGGGGACCCCAGGCACCCGCCACAGGUGGUCUGGGGCCACCAGCGUGAAUGCCGUGGCUUAAGCAGCCUCCCAGUACAUCAGCGGGUUUUGGGGCUGGUCCCAGGCUCUGGUACACGGGUGAAAGGCAGCACAGCGCAUCCUCGUCCCUGGCUGUGCCAGCCUGGGAGGAAGGAAGCCCACGUCUCUGCAUUCGUGCACUUUAUUAGCAUUUAUGAGCACUCUGGCUCUCUGCUCACUUCUUCCCGUCGGGCACGGUCCUGCCACACGUCUCGUUCCCCCAGGAGCACGGGUACGGCCACUUCACCAGUAGUAAUUUAAGUCCCCUCAAAGGAGAGCCCGGCCGAGGGGAGGGCAGGAGGCUUCUGCUCCAAGAGGCGUUUCAGAAAUGGGGAGAUGUUGGUUCUGGGGAGCUGGGACCAUCCGUCUGUCUUCCCUGUCCCUUCCCUGGCACCUCCUGAGGCUUGUUAACGCGGGGUUUCCAGUCUGCUUUACAAUCCGCAAAGCCAAGGCUUGUGCUGCUGUUUCCCCACGCCGCGGGGAGGUCGGUUCCCCACCGUGGGUGCUGCAGGGGGAAGGACGCAAACCCUGAGCUGCUUCGCCCUUCGCCGACUUCAGCCCUUUCCCCAGUCCCUGCAGAGCGGCAGGGCGGCGCGCAGCACUGCCCCGGCUCUUGUGCUGCUGUCAAAAACACCCUCACAGCACUGGAUGUUGAGAGAAGCAAACAAAAGCCAGCCUUCACAGGCAAAGGCAGAUCCAGGCAGCAGUAAAACACGCUUUGAAAUCUGUCUGGAUGCAGCCCAAAACCCGACUCUCCACGCAGGCUGCCUGCUCCGUCUCGGAGGUGUUUGCUUUUCUGGACACGCCAAGCUGCAGCAGGAUUGCUGAGGUCGCCUUUGUGCUGUGCGGGGAAGCGGGGGGCUCUGUGGGGGGGGCACGGUGUGUUUAAAUCCCCGUCUAGAUCCCAUCCGUGCCCUGGUAACGCCGUUGCAUGAGCCAGCCUUGCCUUGCUGCAGUGCGGGGCCGUAUUUUCCUGGCUGCGGUGCCCUGGGCGCAGCGCUCGGUGUCCGGAGCAGUAACCAGUGCCGUGGGGAUGCCGUGGGGCUGGGGCAUGCCAUGGGGGUGCCAUGGGGAUGCCAUGGGGUGCUGUGGGGCUGUGGGUGCUGCCCCUUGGGCAGAACCAUCCCCUCCUGCAGAAGGCAGAUGGACAGGAUCGGGCAGCAGCUGCAGUGGUGGAGGGUUCUCUACCGUCGCCCUGGAGGGGUAGUUGUAAAGCAUCACGCAGGGGAAAUACUCGCUGUUUGGACUGUUCCCUACCCAGCCUAUCUAAGACUUUCAAAAACCUUUUUGCUGCUACCUUUUUGUAAAAGAAUUGAGCUGUUUUCCUUCUAUUUUCUAAUUGCCUGUGUUGAGCAUGCAGUGCAAACAUCUGUUUAAAUCAGAGCCAUACACCUGAUAUAUAUUUUAUUAGUUAUAUUAUGUAUAGAGAGAAUUUAUUAUACAGUUAAGCAGACAAAGAUGCCAGCAGCCUGCCCUGGCACGCAGAGCGCGGGCCUGUUCACCGUGCUCCCAGUUAGCCCAGUGAACGGGCUGGUGGCCAUGCAGUGGGGAAGCCGGUGGCUGACAGCGCUCGGGGCUGCGUGCUGAAUGCUCACCCCUUUGCACAGCUGACAGAAAGGAAAAAACUUUUUUCCCCUCGUUUUUUUCCUCUUUUCUUUCUCUGUCCUUCUCACGCGUCCCUCCAACGGGCUGGUGGACGGUAGAAAAGCCUCUGUCAGAUGCUCUGCGGGGGCUGUUUCUUUUGGGGGAGUCGAAGUGCCAGCCCCAGCCUGCUGGAGCCUGACUCCCCUUCCCUCUGUUUCACCAGCCGUUGGGUUUUGCACCGCUCUCCUCCUCCUCCUCCUCCUCCUCCUCCUCCUCCUCCUCCUCCUCCUCCUCCUCCUCCUCUUCUCGUGCGCAUCCCGCUGCAGAGCAGCUUCCCCGCCUGGCUGAGGGACCCUUCCCGGGCCGGUGACAGCAGGGUGACCCCCGGAAGGUGCUGCCCCUUUGGACCUUCUGAGGGUCCGUGCAGUUAAAUUAAACCCUUUGAGACCCGGGGGUUUCUGAGGGAGUUGGUUUUGGUUUUUUUUUCUCUUUGCCAACUGUUCAGAAAUGGGGGCGAGCAGGUGACCAGAGCAGCGUUGCACAAGCUCAUUAAAAGUCGAUUUGGGGCUCGUUUCUGGUUUUGCCCGGGUUUGCUGUGGUGCUGGUCGUGACAGUCGCGAUGGCCCGGGUCCGGUGCCAUGGAGCCGCAGCACCGGAGGCCGGUCUGGGCAGGGACCGGAGGUGACGGAGCCCCCAGCCCGGUGCCCUGCGCGGGGACACGCUGCCCCGCGGGGUGGCUUUGCAGGAGGUGUGUGUGCCCCACGCCGGCUGGGGGUCGCUACGUCCCACUUUGCCCUGAGGGAUGGAAAUCGGUUUCGGUGGCCGGCGGGGACGAUGAGCCGUGCCUGGGCCAGGUUUGCUGUUCCAGGGCCAGCUGAGGAGCCCAGUGACCGGCUCGGGGCCGGGGCUGGCUGGGAGCCCACCGCAGCGCGUCCGAGGUCGGUUGGUCUCGGGGGUGUUGUUCUGGCCCCAGAGGUGGCAGAAAAUUGCAGAAGUUUUGAUUUCAGUGCUGACCCAACCCGCGUUCGGCACGGCCCCGUGCCCCGGCAGCCCCCUCCCGGUGGCCGGGACGCGGAGAGGGGCUCCGUGGCAAUACCCCGCGCUGGCAGCGUGUCCCCCCCCGUCCCUGCUCCCUGCCCUCUCCUCUCCCGCCUCGCUGCCCCUCUCGCCCCAGCGCGGUGGCGUUCCUGUGCCUGUCAGCAUGCACCUCCGGUCUGGGCAAAGAAGAUUCCUAAGGAAUGAUUUAUUAACUAUAAUAUGGUUAUAGUUACAUAUAAAAAAAUAUAUAUAUGCUGGUUAUAGUUAUAUAUAAUAGAAGGCGUGUGUUUGUAACUGUAAAGGGGCAGGACCGUUGGGUCCCGGCGGCAGCGGGAGGGGAGCGCAGCGGUUCCCCGCACGCCUCGCGACGCCGAGGGCACGCAAACGCCGCCGAGCCGCGGGACCAGCGCCGGGAAACUCCGCACAUACCCCCGCGUCGGGAUCGCGGCCUGGCUGUGUUUGCCCUCUUUUUUUUCUUUUUUUUUUUUUUUUUUUUUUCCCUUGCAAGUAGAGUUUCAGUGUCCCUUUCUGCGAGCGGCGGGUGCCUGCCCCGGCGCCGCUGGUGUUGCUGUGCGCGAGUGUGCAUUUGCCGGCAGAUCUCUGUCUACAAUGAAGUGCCAACGAGUAACCCCCCCGACUGCAAAUCGUCCCCCCCCAGAGGCAGGAACUUUCUCUGCAUUGACUACUACCCCCAUCGCGGUGUACCAUGUAUGUAACUGCCAUCGCCAUCAAUUUUGUAUGUACGAUAAUUUUCCCUUUUAUAUGUCAGGUAAAUAUUUGUAAGAGUUAUACUCACACAAAUGAGAUUAUUAUAAUGAUUACUAAUAUAUUUUUUUUUUCCAUGUUUCAUUG